AUUCUACUUCGGUCGCUGUAGCGGACGUGACUCUCCAGUACUUGUGAUAAAGCAGAUUUGACGCGGAGGACUUGUCCCCUUGUUGCUGUUCUCGUGUUCACGAACGGACUUCGAUCGACAACUUAGUUCAUCGGGCCCAGAGAAUUGGAAACUUUACCUAAUUCCUAAUGAAAGGGUAUCUUGCUGCAUAGAGGGACUUUGAACUAGGCAAAUCCAGUGUGGCUUACUUGUUAAAGAUGACAAUGACAUCACAGAAACGUUUCCGCCACCACCACGAUAACAACGCCGCUGCUCGUUUUAGAGACUUACCUCCUCGAUUCAAACGCCAGAAAUCAUCGUCGUCACCAAAACCUGCGACAGAAACAGAUCCAGUAGACCAGGAGAAUGAAUAUUGUAGGUCGUCACCGGCAUUUCGUUCCGUUUCUCCACAGUUGAAUCAGAUUUCUAUUGACAGUUCGCACUACACACACUCUCCGAAUUGCGAGAGUGCGCCUUACACACACACGCCAAACUGUGCCAUGAAGCAACCGCUGAGGACGUACAACAGACCUGACCCACAGGCGUGGUCUCCCAACACUAAGGAAGACGCCUUGCUACAUGUGGACACUUCCAUGCUGAAGUAUGCACUCAGAGGUUCGCACGCCGGGGAGUACCUGGUACCACCAAGUUACUGCACCCCUCCCCCGUCGCCCUGGGGGAUAGACAACGGUCAGAACAACAGUACAAGCGACGUUCUUUUACCGUCAGAAAUAUCUACAUACCCCUCCAGCCUCCAGUCUAGUCCUGCACUUGUGGACAGUCGUGACAUCAUGUCGCCAUACCUCGAGAUGGCAAGAACGCCUUACGAAGAUGUGUGGGUGGAUGACCCGCUGAUAGAGGGGAGCCCCGUGGAACCGAAUACCCAAACUGUGACAAAUCAGAACUCCCCGGCAAAGGAAAAUGAGGAAAAGCGUUCAGUUGACCUCUCAGACCCGGACAUAAGGACAAUCGAAAUGCUCCGCGAGCUGGAAAGAGUUGCUGAUCAGAAAGAAAAGGAAGACGAGUCAGAUUCUGGAGUUGACAGGAAGAACCUGGUGUCUCACCACCUGCGGAUGCUGAUGUGUGCUGUGGACCGCUACACCGCCGACAUAGAGGAGGACAACCACACUUCUCAAGUGGCCAAAGAAGAUUCCAGACCUCCAAGUGUAGAUGUUACCCCUGCGACCUCCGUGCGGAGCCCCCCAGGGCGGACAGACCCCGUCAAGUCAAACGGGUGGACUGUUAAACAGUCGAAGAAACAGGCAAAUGCUGCCAGAGAGCUGCCUCAAAGAAAGAACGGAGUCUUGCAGGGGUCGAAGAUGGAAAAUAUGCAAGUUCCGAAACCUUCAGUCGAUGGUACCUGGUCAGCAGACACGCGUCAGGUUCAAAACCAGUCCAGAAACAACCAGUGGUCAGGCAUGGCUGGACAGUCUCGGCCGCUGUAUAACGAGUACUGGACCGUGAGCAGCCCGCCUCCAGCACAGGGUGGCAUGUUGCUUCCCAUGAUGAGCCCGACUAAAGUGCUAUCGACACCACCACCACCUUCGCUGUCGACACCGCCACCACCAACACGGCAGAUUCUGUCAACCCCCAGCAGGACUCCCUCUCCCCAUCCCCCACCCGCCCCCCGAGCCAUCACCUCGGCCAAACCUGCGACACAGCAAGCUACGACACACCUGACUGGUGGCUUUGUCGUCAACUCUUGUCAUAGAGCAGCAGUUUUCCCGUCAGCAGCCCAAACAGUCGUCAAUGGCAACAGUAUCCAGCAACUGCAACCAGAGCCAGUGUGGGGUCCUCUCUACCCAGGCGCGUGGUCCGAGUCGGACGGCACCGGUUGGAACAUCUGGUCGAGUCCUUCCUUCUUCAAUGUCUCCGGGCCGGCGGAUUACGUGGGCAUGGCCAAGGAGAGGAAACCAUUGUACAAGCGAUAAACUUUCACUUUUUCUUUGAUAUUGUAAGUUAUUAUGGAAGCCCUUUUUUUUUCUCUUUUCCCCAUACUUAAAUGGUUUUACUGCUACGAUUGCGAGUCGUGGGAUUCAUGAAUGUGGCUCAGUCUUUUAAAUGUUUGUUAUUUUUUGAAAAAUGUAACAUGGAGUAUGAACAAACAAUUAAGCCCUCUUCCGUAGUCGACGGCGUAAAAGUGUCUUGCAGCUCCGGCACAUGACGAUUACUUGUUCUGAGAAUGUUGUUUCACAUGAAGAAGUUGUGACUGAGCAGCAAUGUGUAAAGUGUAAAUGUGUAGUGUUGAUGGUAUAUAUAUAUAGAGAGAGUAAUUGAA
Molecule: messenger RNA, 2296 nt
Organism: Aplysia californica (California sea hare)
Lineage: Eukaryota; Metazoa; Mollusca; Gastropoda; Aplysiida; Aplysiidae
Exons: 2
Coding region: 237-1949 (570 amino acids)
Source: RefSeq, a predicted model, not a curated record